Messenger RNA from Amborella trichopoda, 1035 nucleotides. NCBI's taxonomy places the organism in Eukaryota, Viridiplantae, Streptophyta, Magnoliopsida, Amborellales, Amborellaceae. The record is from RefSeq and is a predicted model, not a curated record.
CGGCUUCAUUUCAACUUUCAUUCCCCCAAUUCCAAGCCCCUUCUUAUCUCUACGCAUUCCCCUUCUCGCUCCCCACUUCCUCUCAUGCCCUCUAUUUCUCUCAAUCGCUUAACUGUUCUAUAAGGCGGCUAGACCCUUUUGCUAGGGUUUUCGUUAUCGGUUUCCGGCCGAUCUUGCUGCUGUUUCCAUAUUUCGGCCGAUUAGGGGGUUUCCGCCAUGAAAGGGGGCAGAUCAAAGGCAGAGGUGGUCAAAAGCUCAAGGAAAUCUGAUGACAAAGUCGCAGGAAAGAGAAAGCCUGCAACUGAACGUGCUAGCAAGCCUGCUAAGAAGGGGAAGCCAGAAAAGGACCCUAACAAGCCAAAGAGGCCUGCAAGUGCUUUCUUCGUUUUCAUGGAGGAGUUCAGGAAGACCUUCAAGGAAAAGCAUCCCAACAACAAAUCUGUAGCUGCCGUUGGCAAAGCUGGAGGUGACAAGUGGAAGUCUUUGUCUGAAGCUGAGAAAGCCCCUUACGUGGCAAAGGCUGGUAAGAGAAAGACCGAGUACGAGAAGAACCUUGCUGCCUACAACAAGAAACAGAAGGAGGAGCCCAAAGAAGAAGAGGAAGAGGAGGAAUCUGACAGGUCUAAAUCCGAGGUCAAUGAUGAGGAAGACGACGAUGAGAGUGGCGAGUAAGGUGAUUACUUUGGCAGGAGGAUGAUGAUGAGUAGCUCACUGAUUUGAAGCUUGUGAUUAGGCCAUUUCUGCUUCUUUUUUGCCUAAUGUAGUGGGGGCGAUUUGCACAACGUUUGCGGCUUUUGCUGUACAGCCGCUUCCUCUCUCACUUUGCAAUCGGACUGCUGCAUCUCUCCCUUAAACUUGGCCUUUAUAUUUCUGUGCUUACUUACCAUAUUUUGCAUUUAUCCUGUCACAACAGUUAGAUUCUAAAUCAAAUUGCAGGAACUUUUGAACAUCGUGUUCCAUCCCUUUUGUUUAGCGAAGUGGUUUCUAUCAUGAAUUCUAUUUACCUAUCGAAAGAUAAAACUCGCCGCUUCCCCA